UGGCAGCGCUCUCUUUUCUUAGGAUUUGAAGAUGUCUAAAAAGAAACUGAAGAAAUUAACUGAAAAGGAAGACUCUUUGGAUGGCCGGGAUGACAAAACCUCUGAGGACACAAGAUCUUAUAAGCACACUGUGAAAGGAGAGACAGAACUCCAGAGGUCCAAACCAGAGAAAGAUGGGCAAGAGAAGAAGCGACACCGAGGUUCUAGUGUUUCUCAUGAUGCUGAUGAAAGAUCCCAAGGAAAAUCUCCAAAUAGAAGCAAAACCCCAGACAAUUCUUCAGUUAGACCUGAAAAGCAAAAGAAAGUCAUUAUCCAAUUUAAACCCAAAGAAAUUAAACACGGAAAAAGCACCCGCACUCCUGACGCAGUGACUGCGAGCAAGGAACGGAGUCGCUUGGAGGGAACAGAGAAAAGGCUCUGGUACACCUUUGAACUUCAGAGGGAGAAGGCCCUGAAGAAAAAGAGAGAGAAAGCUGAACUCUGCAAGCUCAAGUUAAAAGCAGAACAAGCCAUGAUAGAGAAGUUUAAGUCAUCUGUGUCCGAUGUGCUGCGGAAAAGGGCGGACGGCUCAAAGAAGCGCGGUGAAGAUGGCAGAAUUCCAAAGAAGCCACCCGGCACCUCCGUGAGGACUGUCACUAAGGAGUCGGAUGUACUGUCUGGCCUUUGGGAAGAGGAGGAGGAAGAAGAAUAUAAGGAGUUUCCUGUGAAAAAGAGGCACGUGAGUAAACACAGAGCAACAGACUCUUCAGCCGAGACACCGCCACGAUGGGACUCCCGUAAGCGCAGAAAGCACGAUGCUGGUUCUCCUGAACCUUCUGGACCUUCAGGGACUGAAGAAAGGGACUUUGAAGCCACAGAAAUAUGUUUUAAGCAGAAUUUGGGGAGCCUGUGCACAUCUGAGUCCUACCAGGAAGGUGAGGUCAGAAAGCCUGUGCCUGUCCAACAGAUGCAGAUAGCUGAAGACUUGCACGUUGCCCGUGUGGAGAAGAGGAUGGCACUGUCUGUAGUCCAGGCUUGUGGAGAGCUCACAAGCAUGGACAUUGAUCUUCCAGAACAGGAUUUAAAUGUUUCUGCUGAGGCUUUUACUUCUGGUCUGAACAUUCUGGUGGUGAUUGACACAAACAUCAUGAUUAGUCACCUUGAGUUUGUCAGAUCCCUGAAGUCUGAGGAUAUACCAGGUGUUGACAGACUUGCUUUAAUAAUUCCCUGGGUCGUCCUACAAGAGCUGGACAACUUGAAGAAGGGGAAGAUGUUGCAGCAUGUCCGGGACAAAGCUAUCCCUGCAGUCCAGUUCAUCUACAAGUGUCUCAAAAGCCAGGAUUCCAGGCUGUGGGGACAGUCCAUGCAGCUGGCUUCUCAAAAAAUAUACGGGCUGAGUGAUGAGAACAACGACGACCGUGUCCUGCAGUGCUGCCUCCAGUACCAGAGCCUCUUCCCUCAGGCUGUUGUCAUCCUCUGCACGGAUGACAAAAAUUUAUGUAAUAAAGCCAUUGUGAGUGAGGUCAAGGCAUUCUGCAAAGCUGAUUUGGUCACUGCUCUGCAGAAUGUGAACGUGAACAGGCCCCAGAGCUGUGGGGAACAGCAGCCAAAACGUGGUUUGGCAGAUACAGAAUUUGAGAAGACACAAGGAGGUGAUGCUGGGUUUACUGCUCAGUUCCCAAAUGUGCUUCCAGACCUUGAGAAGAACUUAGGAGAAGCUUUGUCUUGUAUUUUGGAGACUGAAAUGAAACUUGCAUUCGGAAACCUGUGGAUGGAGAUCCUGUAUCUGAAGCCACCAUGGACAUUAGUAAACCUGCUGAAGUGUUAUAAAAAACACUGGAUGGCUGUUUUUGGUUAUGUGGUGCCAAGGGGUUUACUUUCAACUGUUGAGUGUCUCUCUAAACACCUUUGUACAGAUAAACCAUUUGACUCCUCAACAGUGCGUGUCUUGCUCCAGGAAUCCAAAAAAUUACUCCAUGCUUUCAGCUCGAGGUCGGACUACAACGGUGUCCUGCCCCAGGCUUACACUGCACUGACCAAGCUGUGGGAGAGGCUGGCAGAGGUGAGGGCAGACAGUGAGCAGCAUUUAUCAGAAGACAUCAUGGUUCUUUCAGAAAAUGCUGAAAAAAUGGAAGCCACGACACCCAAUCUGCCAAACCCUGAAGAGAAAGAGUUACAUCCAAGCUUUCAUGUGGCUCAGGAAAGCAGGCACCAGGAAAUCUGGUCGGUCCUUGAGGGUGUUUGGAACACAAUGAACCUGUACAGUAUUGAAAUAUUCCAGAAGUUGGACCCCAGUGCAGUGACUAUGGCUGCAAAGUCUUCAUUUGAGGAAGCUUUUUUAGGCCUGCAGAAGCUGUUGGCAGCUGUGAAGGAUAUCCAGGAAGGAAUUAGUAGAAUUUUGAGCCCAACAAGCAGUUUCCAAGAUAUUUGGACCCUCUAUAACUUCCUCAGAAGACACGAGGUGAAUAACAGUCUGAAAUUCACUGCUGAGGAGCUUUAUGGGUGUGUUUCCCAGGAGUUGUACAGGGAAAGGCUGGAAGUUGGUUGCUGCCAGCUGGCACAGCUGGAGCAGACCCUGGAGCAGUGCCAGGUGUCGGCGCACAGGGAGGCCGAGAGCAGGGGCUGGCUGUGACUCCGGGGGCUGGGACAUCCCCGGGCUGGGA
This is a messenger RNA of Manacus vitellinus (golden-collared manakin), 2642 nucleotides long. RefSeq names its product SWT1 RNA endoribonuclease homolog (gene SWT1). The transcript is spliced from 17 exons. Gene Ontology annotation, cellular component: nucleus. The record is from RefSeq and is a predicted model, not a curated record. The coding region runs from base 32 to 2611 and encodes 859 amino acids. Lineage: Eukaryota; Metazoa; Chordata; Aves; Passeriformes; Pipridae.